AUGGACCACAAAUCGGAGAAAGAAGCACCAACUUUGCGAACUUUUCAAAGUUAUUUUCCUGGAAAAGUUUUCCACGAGAAAAAAGAGAAUGUCUGGAGAAGGAAGAACAUAUCUGCAGCUUCUGCAAGAUCUCACACAAGAAACACACAAGAAAGAUCUUCUUCUGACUUCUUGAAGACGAUCCUCCUUGUACUGUUGGUCGGAGCUUUGGCAUGGGCUUAUCAAUCAAUCCAACCACCACCGCCAAAAACCGUCGGCUCUCCAGACGGAGCCGCCGUGACAGCACCGAGGAUCAAACUGAGAGACGGAAGACAUUUGGCGUACAAGGAGUUCGGAGUUCAUAGAGACGAAGCCAAGUUCAAAAUCGUAUACAUCCACGGCUUCGAUUCUUGUAUGCUCGACUCGCCUUUCCCCCAUUUCUUAUCGCCGGCUCUUGUGGAGGAGUUGAGGAUAUACACUGUUUCAUUCGACCGUCCUGGUUAUGGAGAAAGUGAUCCUGACCCGAAUAGAACGCCGAGAAGCAUAGCAUUGGAUGUAGAAGAGCUGGCUGAUGGGUUAGAACUAGGACUUAACUUCUAUGUCGUUGGUCUCUCCAUGGGUGGUGAGAUUACUUGGGCAUGCCUUAAGUACAUUCCUCACAGGUUAGCAGGAGCAGCGCUUGUAGCACCAGCGAUUAACUACUGGUGGAGAAACUUACCGGGAGACAUAACAAGAGAAGCGUUCUCUCUUAUGUAUCCUGCAGAUCAAUGGGCUCUUCGAGUAGCUCACUAUGCUCCUUGGCUUACAUAUUGGUGGAACACUCAGAAAUGGUUCCCAUUCUCCAAUGUGAUCUCUGGUAACCCCAUCAUUUUCUCCCGUCAGGACAUGGAGGUCUUGUCUAAGCUCGGAUUCGUCAGUCCAAAUCGGGCAUACACAAGACAACAAGGUGAAUACGAAAGCCUACACCGAGAUUUGAAUGUUGGAUUUUCGAGCUGGGAGUUCGAUCCUUUAGACCUUAAAGAUCCGUUCCCGAACAAUAAUGGCUCGGUUCACCUAUGGAAUGGUGACGAGGAUAGGUUUGUGCCAGUGAAGCUUCAGAGUUAUAUUGCAUCAAAGCUUCCAUGGAUUCGUUACCAUGAAAUCUCAGGUUCAGGACAUUUGUUGCCUCUUGUGGAAGGUAUGACUGAUAAGAUCAUCAAGUCACUUUUGGUUGGGGAGGAAGAGGUACGUGAGAGUAGAGAAGCUUCUGCUUAA
Molecule: messenger RNA, 1233 nt
Organism: Eruca vesicaria subsp. sativa (arugula)
Lineage: Eukaryota; Viridiplantae; Streptophyta; Magnoliopsida; Brassicales; Brassicaceae
Source: the annotation of a GenBank genome assembly